AGGGAUAUACCCUGUCUAUUAUUUCCAGGAGGGGCCAUGGCGUAGAUGGAGAGUCCUAGAGUAUUUAAUGCUCAUUUUGAGCUACGCAGACCCAAUUAGAGCCCGCGCUCUACUAGACAACUCCCGGCAACAUCCAACGGCCCACACAGUGUGCCAUCUUCCCAAUUUCCCUCACAUGGCUUGGGUUAACCCGGGGCUAUGGUAACAUUCACUCGCCCAUGUUGAAUCGCCGUCAAGAGGAAUCGAACCCCGGUCUCCCGCACAGAGUACGAGAGCUAUAACCACUAAUCUACGGCGCCAUGAGUCGUUUUUAUAGUAGUAGCAGUAAAUGGAUUAAAUGGAAAUGGAUUAAACCUAAUUUAUUAUAUGUUGAUGAUGUUUCGUUCUGGCUGGCGAAAGAAAUCAGAUCAAGAAAAGAUACAUAUUUUUAGGCAAGAUUUCAAAUGGAUAUUGAAACAUAUGGUUAUAACACAACAGAAAAAUGAUUCUGGUUUGGGAAGUUUAUCGUAAAAAAGGAAGCUCGGAAAGUUAACAGGUGAAGGAGAUGUAGCACACAAAACAAUAUCAUGCCCAGAGUUCUGAAGUCUAAGUUUGCAAGGACUCACAAAAAGAUCCUUGUGAUGAUAAAUAAGUUAGUUUAACACAAUUUAAAAAAACCAAGAUUCACUAUGAGCACUGUAGUCAAUAAUGAUGAUGCUGAAAUCUCUUCAUCAGUCCAGUCACGGUCAAGUCAAGGAAAAACAAGUAGCCUUCACACAUCCCCAAAUGUGUUCUGUCGGCAAAGCAGCAUUACUUCAAAUAAUUCAGUGGGGACAUUUCCAGUCAAUAAGCAAGAAAGUACAAAGCUCAUCAAAACCAAAACAGAUUUACUAGUUUUAAUAUCUAUGGCAUUACUUUAUUUUGUUGGAACAUGUGCAUUUUCUAUGAUAGCUCCAUUCUUCGCCCCUGAGGCUUUAAAAAAAGGAUCUGAUGGAACAAUUACUGGCCUUAUUUUUGCUGUCUAUCCAUUAGUAGUUUUUGUCGUUUCUCCAUUUAUUGGCAAAUUGCUACCACUAAUUGGUCCUAAAUUUUGUCUUAUUGCUGGAUGUUUCAUAGAAGGUGGAAGUGAAGUUUUAUUUGGCUUUGUUUCAGAGUUGGAAUCUGGAAUAAUAUUUAUCAGCUUCUGCUUUAUUAUUCGCAUUGUAACAGCGUUGGGCUCUGCAUGCUCCCAAACAGCCAUUCUUGCAAUUGUGAGCAUUACAUUUAAAGAUAACAUGUCAACUAUGUUUGGCAUUUUGGAACUUUUUUCUGGUCUUGGAUUUACGGCAGGCCCGGCUUUGGGAGGGUUUUUAUACAAGGUUGGAGGAUUCAAACUACCAUUCAUUGUUCUCGGAAGUUGUGUGCUUCUUGUACUUUUUUUUGUCAUGCUUAUAUUACCAGGAAGCCAUGCAUACAGAAAUGAAGAGCCAAAUGAAACUCAGCAAACUGGUUCCUUGAAAAAGGUUUUGCUUAUUCCUGGAGUUCUAAUGAUAGGUAUCAAUGCUGUUAUAGGAGGGAUGGUUUUGUCAUUUCUUGAUCCAACACUUACUAAUCAUUUGGAAGAUAUAACAAAUAAUGGUUUAUCUAGUGAAAAAAUUGGUCUUGUAUUUUUAAUACCGUCAGUGUUGUAUACCAUAAGCGCACCACUCCUAGGUAUGGUCACCGAUAAAAUGUUUUCAGGGAGGUAUGCAAUAAUUCUGGGAAAUGUUAUAUGUUGCGUGAGUUAUCUCUUUCUCGGGCCAUCACCACUACUGGACUCAUUUGUCAGCUCUAAACUCUGGGUAGUGUGUGUGGCUUUAGGUGUGAUGGGGAUUGCAAUCGCUCCCUUGGUUGUACCAAUUUUAGCUGACAUGCAAAAAAGCGCAACAAAUGCCGGCCUUCCAGCUAAUUUCGCGACAACAAGUAUUAUAUCUGGUAUUUUUAAUAGCGUAUUUAGUAUAGGAAGCGUUAUUGGUCCAACUUUAGGAGGGGCUUUAACUGACCACAUGUCCUUCUCAUGGGCUUCAACUAUAUUUAGUUUUGUUUUACUUGGCGAGGCGGUGAUUUUGACCCUGUUCACGAUAUGGGAGUCACAUUCCAAAUGGUCUGGAAAAAAGACUCGUGGUUACGAAUCUUUUACCCAGUGUUGAAAAAGUAUUUCUCUUUAAUGUAUGCACAUAACAAACAGUUUAAAAAUGAAAACGUUUAGUAUGGAUAUUUCUUGUUACGCGUUUGUUUCCUAUUGUUGUUGUUGUUAGUUUGAAGUUAGCAUUCUGAUUUCGUUGCAAAUUUUUUACUUCAAAGUCAUUUUAUUGUAAUAAAAAUUAUAUUUGUCGUCAUCUUACUUUGUACUGGUAUCUGGUAGAGUUGGGCUUUAUAUUUUAGCGAAAAUAUUUCAAUAAAAUAUUUAAAUAUUUUCAUAGGAUGUUCACACUUCAGUACUAAAACUUUACCGUAUUAACGUGUGUCCUGUGUCUUCAACAAAAUAAACUUUUAAUGAAUUUACUCAUUAUACAGACAUCAUGUGAAAGUUAUUUUAAUAUAUUUCGUCAUAUUUAUUGCUUUUUAUACUUGUUAAAAAUUCUAGUAUAAACUUUUUUGAUUUGAUUGUUUACGUUUGUUUACUUUCUCCAAAUAUUUCUUAUAAUUUUUUAUUUUGGAAAAUUUGAAUUUUUUUUUUUUGCAAUAUACACACACAUGCUAAAAAAGCCGAUCGAAUUUACGAUUGGGAGAAACCAGCCACCCUUAUUAAGAGAUCCGGAAAGUAGCCUAGCCUAUAAAAAACCAUAGUCACAAGGCACUGCAGCAAGCUGGCUCCGCUCACGUAUCGAGGUCGUGUUCCGGGAUUUUCUCGUUUCCAGUCUGAAUUAAAAUGUUUGGCGGCAAAAUUCAACAUUUGUUUGUUGACAUCACAACAUUACUUUGCUAGCUUCAAACGCAAUGUAAUGCAUAGGGAAAAUUGUUAAUUGUUCUUUUUUGCUGAUUUUGUUAUUUUUAACAUAUAUUUCUUUCGAAAUAUUGUAGAUGGAACCUAGUGUUUAAUGCGCAAGGUUUUUAAAAGUGAAAUCGUCACGGACCUUUAUUUUUUAGCUGCCAUAAUUAACCCUGGGUAAAAUUAUACAGGAAACUGUUUCGUUAACUAAAUAAGUUAAAUAAGUUGGUCAGCUAUUUUCAUUCAUUUUUUUUAUAACCAGAUAUAAAAAUAUGUUGAAAAAUAAAAAUACUUCUUUAUUCACGAAAUAGAUGACUUUAUGAGCCAAAUAAUGUUGUUUUUAAAAACGUAGCUAUAAAAAUAGCUGUUUUUAUGUUGUUGUUUUUUUUAAUGACCUUGUCCCAAACUUCAUCUUUUUUUCUUCAAUAACGUACGGAAUGAUUUAAAUUUUACUUUAUGAAAGCUGUUGUUUUUCUUUGGCAUGAAAAGGUGUUGACAAGUACAAAGAGCAUAAGAAGGCCCCCCAACAAGUUGAGUUAUUUUCGUACUUACGUACUUUUAAAAGAUUUGCCAAAACCCUGGAUUUCUCAAUAAAUUGGCAACCAUAUCCUUGCUGUAAU
Messenger RNA from Hydractinia symbiolongicarpus, 3549 nucleotides. Its product is annotated as MFS-type transporter SLC18B1-like. Gene Ontology annotation, biological process: transmembrane transport. The coding region runs from base 669 to 2147 and encodes 492 amino acids. NCBI's taxonomy places the organism in Eukaryota, Metazoa, Cnidaria, Hydrozoa, Anthoathecata, Hydractiniidae. The transcript is spliced from 17 exons. The record is from RefSeq and is a predicted model, not a curated record. Gene Ontology annotation, molecular function: transmembrane transporter activity.